AUGUCACAGCUGUUAUGCAUUCCAUUCAAGAGAAGUCUGAACGUAGACUUGAAGAGUGAGCUCUCAAAGGUAAUCGAUGGUACUUUUUAUCAAGUAGCCUCAGUGUUCAGUGAUGACAUGGCAAUAAUUGCAAAACUCAGAGAGUCAGCUUUAGAAGCAGAAGUCUCUCUUAGCGGCCUUCAAAGAUUGAAGGACUACUAUAUCCAGUUUAGUCAGCUCAAGAAGAAGUUCCCUGAUCAUCAAUUAACCUUCAAAUGGUUCGAGACUUUGGGCUUGAAGUCUUAUGGUCGAGAAGACUCGCGGUUUCUCUUUGAAGAGCUGAACAUUAUUUACAAUAUCGGGGCUCUCUACUCGCUUUUAAGUGCAGAUGUCAACAAUGGCACUCCUGAGGGCCUCAAAACAGCAUGUGUUUACUCUCGAAGCAGCGCGGGCUGUUUUGGAUUUAUUUGCAGUCAGUUAGAAGGAAUGCAAGAUCCUGUUAUGGAGCCCAAGUCCGUUAAAUGCCUGGAAUAUCUCAUGUUAGCCCAAGCUCAGGAAAUCUUUUGGUUCAAGGCUGUCAAAGACGGUCUCAAGGACAGUUUAAUAGCCAGACUGGCUCUUCAAGUGUCAGAAUAUUACGAUAUUGCCUUUAAAUGUGCUUCAACGAGUGAACUCAUAAGAUCAGAUUGGCAAAACCGAUUCAAAGAGAAAUUUCAAUACUUCAGGGCGGUUGCAAUGUAUAGGUACAGUUUGAGCUGUGAAGAUAAGACACAUUGUGGUCAUAAGGUAAAAGCACUAAGAGAUGCGAUGGACUUAAUACAACUCUCUACUCUUCAAGAAAACUCGACACGGUCCUUGCGGGAUAGAAUACAAGACAGCUUAAAGAGCGCAGAAAGAGAUAACGACUUGAUAUACCUGCAAGCAAUUCCUGCCUCCACCUCCAAUCUUAAGCCAGCUCCAAUGGCUAGCCCCAUUUAUUUUGAAGGACUUGAAGAUCCAUUGAACGCAUUGGUAGGAGUUUCGGGAGGCGGUACUCUCUUCAAAGAUUUAUUGCCAAGUUCUGUAAUGGAGAGCUCAAAUGCAUUUAACCAACGUCAGGAACUGUACAUCCAGGAGCACAUUGUUGAUCCACUUGAUGCUUUGAAUAGAAUUCUUAACGAUAGCUUACCAAAGAAUGAUAUAACUGGUAAUCUUCACCCCAUCAGCUCGGAAGAGCUUGACACUUGCCAACUUUCAAUGAAAGAGGGGAAGCUCAACUCUCAACAAAUUAGUAAUGUGUUGAAGCAAGCUUCUGAGCUUUUGGCACAGGAAAGCGACACUGAUCAACUAUUGAGAUCUAAAUACGGUACGCUGAAAUGGACUAUGCUACCUUCCGAGAAGGUCAACAGCGAAUACUGGUCUAGAUAUGCUAAAAUUCAGUCAUAUUUAAAAAUGGGUGAAUCGAUUGAUGAAGAGACUACGCAAUUAUUUGACUCUAUUGAUAAAAAUCUCUUGACAGCUCCGAUCAAACUGCCUGAGUCCAACAAUCCAUUACUAAAAGAAGUUUCAGCUGCGUUCAGGCGGCGUGAAAGCAUCAUUGCAACAACUAGGAAGAAGGCAAAUGAUAGCGUCCUCUUGCCAAAAAUCAUUUCUGCGUAUAAGCGCACUGGCCAAUUGGACUUCGAAGAUCUAUUCGCUGACCACUUGAAAAUGUUUAGUGAUGACCUGGGCCAGAUAGAAAAUGAAAAGAGGUCCAACAAAGAGAUUUUGGGCCUUUUAAAAAUAGAAAGCCAUAAUAACACGAAAGUACAACGUUUGGACGUAAGAGAUUUGUUUGUACAGGAUUUCAGGCACUCUCUGAAACUUUUAGAGAGCGUCAAAGAAAACGUCAAGGGUGGGUCUAAAUUUUAUCAGGAUCUCGUCAGCUCUGUGAGCUCAUUGCUAAAUGAUGUCCGUCUCUUUGAAGCGCAGAGGAGAGAAGAAAAGAGAAAAUCCGAGGAGAUUAUUAAUAAGUUAUAG
Messenger RNA from Lachancea nothofagi CBS 11611, 1977 nucleotides. The record is from the annotation of a GenBank genome assembly. Lineage: Eukaryota; Fungi; Ascomycota; Saccharomycetes; Saccharomycetales; Saccharomycetaceae.